This is a messenger RNA of Symbiodinium necroappetens, 829 nucleotides long. NCBI's taxonomy places the organism in Eukaryota, Dinophyceae, Suessiales, Symbiodiniaceae. The record is from the annotation of a GenBank genome assembly.
GCGCCCAGGCCUCGGCUGCCUCGUGACCGGCCUGAGCCUCCUACGAAGGAAGCGGCAGGCCAGGGCCCGACUCUGGCCGGCGAGGCGCCUGGGUCCGGUCGCGGGCGUUGCGGGCGUCUCAACGGCUCGCGGCGCGGGGGAUUUCGAGUACCGGAUAAACCUCGAGGGCCUGGUCGCCCUUUGCAAGCGCCGCGGUUUCGUCUUCCCCUCCGGCGAGAUCUACGGGGGAUACAACGGCUUCUUCGACUACGGGCCACUGGGCGCCGAGCUGAAGAACAACUUGAAGAAACUUUGGUGGCGCAGGAUGGUGCACGCUCGGGACGACGUCGUUGGCCUAGACAGCUCCAUCGUGACCACGCCUUUAGUGCACAAGGCCUCGGGCCACGUGGAGAACUUCUCGGACCCCAUGGUCGAUUGCAGGGAAAGCAAGCAGAGGUUCCGGGCUGACCAGCUGAUGUGGGCCAAAGUGGAGGAGGAGGGCGAGGGCGAGUGCCUGGGCUACGUCUCCAUGGUCGAGGACGGCAACGUGGAGGCGUCCCUCCAGAAAGCGGCGAAGAAGCUCCAGAAGAAGGCGACUGCUGGGAGAGGCUGCGCUUCGCUGCAGCUUGUCGCUCUCUUCUCUCUUCUCGUUCUCGUUCUCUUGGCUCUGAAGGGAAGGGUAGCAGGGAGAUUGGGAGACUCGGCCGGAAGUCCGAUGGGCGCACGGAGCCAAGUGCAGCUCCGCAGCAGCUCCGCAGCAUCAAUUCGGCUGCCCAAGGCCAUUGGCUGCCGCUGCAACGACGGCAGGGGCCCACACUUGUCCGAUCCGAGAGCGGUCUGCGCCGGGUAG